CCCACACCCACACCAUUUGGUUAGACCCAUACCUUAUCUUUAUUUACACAAAUAUAAAGUUUCUGAUCUCUUAUUUAUUAGAGCCUCAUUCAAGAAAGCUAAUAGUAAUAAUGGCUCCGGUGAAGCUUCCAUGUGAUCUAGAGGAAGAGAUACUCUCUCGGCUUCCACCUCUAUCUCUUGUACGGUCCAGAACCGUAUGUCAACACUGGAACUCUCUUUUACACGACAAGUGUUUCCUCAACAAGCACUUGGCCCGUGUCCGUCCCCAGUUCAUUUUCCUCACCGAAUCCAAGGCCUACUCUAUCAACAUCGAUCUCCGCACAGGAGGAACUGAUCCAACGAUAGAAGUACAUGAGGUACCUUCUGACUUUCCUUAUCAGGCCAUAGACUUGACGCAUACCACCAUCACUUCUUGCGACGGGUUCUUGUUCCGCCACUUUUGGAAACAAGGCGUUGCGUUUUGGAACCCGUGGUUAAGUCAGGUAGGAUGGAUCAAGUACGUCGACAAAAGCUUCCACUUCUGCGGUGUGGGAUACGAUUACGAUAGCAACGUGCCCGAGAAGCGUUACAAGAUCUUAGGGUAUUUAAACUGUCUCCGUGACGUAAGCGACACGUACCAAGUGACUUACAAAAGAGUUGCGGUUUACGAGUGUUCGUCUCGUGCGUUGAAGUUUCUUGAUGCUCCUUUCAAGAACUGGCCCACCAUGGAUCCUUUGUCCUUGAACGGGAAUCUCUAUUGGGUAACUAGUGAUCCCGACACUCAUGAGUGUUUCAUCAGAAGCUUUGAUUUCUCGAGUGAGACGUUCAAAACGUUUUGUCUCCUUCCGUGUCAGAAGAACCAUUCUCGCGACCAACUUGUCCUUGCGGUUUACAAAGGAGAUGGACUUUCAUUGUUGAAGCAAUGCUAUGUAACAGGGGAGAUUAGUGUUUGGGUGACGAAGGAGAAGAUGGAUGAAGAGGAAGUGGUGUGGAUAAGCUUGAUGACUUUGCCAACAAGUAACUUGCCGAAGUUGAUUAAUAAGCUUUGUGGGAUUAGUUACUUCAUCGUUGAGAAGACUCUGAUCAUGUGUUGUGGCGACGAAGAGACUGGAGCUGCUAGCAUCUAUAUUGUGAGGGAGGAUAUGUGCAAGAAGAUCCAAAUAGGUUAUGAAAUUGUUCGGUUUUCUCAUUGUGUUUAUCUUCCUAAUUUUAUAUCGGUUCCUUCAGAAUUUAGAUCGCUGCCUGUUUAAAUUUUGGCUUUGAUUGUUUUAUUACAAAUAUUAAUUCAAUAUAUUUAGCUGCC
Messenger RNA from Brassica oleracea var. oleracea, 1282 nucleotides. Its product is annotated as F-box protein At3g17710-like. The transcript has a single exon. Bases 111 to 1229 code for a protein of 372 amino acids. NCBI's taxonomy places the organism in Eukaryota, Viridiplantae, Streptophyta, Magnoliopsida, Brassicales, Brassicaceae. The record is from RefSeq and is a predicted model, not a curated record. Gene Ontology annotation, molecular function: protein binding.